Messenger RNA from Acipenser ruthenus (sterlet), 2006 nucleotides. RefSeq names its product stearoyl-CoA desaturase b (gene scdb). Gene Ontology annotation, cellular component: endoplasmic reticulum membrane. The transcript has 6 exons. Lineage: Eukaryota; Metazoa; Chordata; Actinopteri; Acipenseriformes; Acipenseridae. Bases 227 to 1282 code for a protein of 351 amino acids. The record is from RefSeq and is a predicted model, not a curated record. Gene Ontology annotation, biological process: response to fatty acid; unsaturated fatty acid biosynthetic process. Gene Ontology annotation, molecular function: palmitoyl-CoA 9-desaturase activity; stearoyl-CoA 9-desaturase activity; iron ion binding.
AAAUUCUAUUCGACCAAUGACGGUCUUUAUAACCUCCUCCCAAAACUACAUUAGAAGCACUAGGUAUACGUAAGCGUCACUUCAUUGAGCUGGGGAGCACUACCGGCACAGAAAGAAGUCAUUAUUGUUUGUUGUUAACGCUAGCUCGUGAUACAAGGAAAGGUGAAGAAGAGACUGCACGUGUUUAUUGUCUGGUUUCGCACAGCAGCAUCAAGGUUAGCUCUGAAUGGUUCUAUAUUUUAUGCACAAUUCGUAUCAAAAAAGAAUACUGUUCAAAAUGACUGAAGUUCAAGAUGAAACACAACAGAAAAGUACUCCUGUGUACAGAAAUGGCGUGGUUGCUUCGGAGAUGUCUACGGUGGAGGAUGUGUUUGACGAAACGUAUAAGGAAAAAGAAGGUCCAAAACCACCCAAGAAAAUAGUAUGGAGAAAUGUUGUCUUGAUGCUUUUGUUGCAUUCAGGCGCAGUGUACGGAUUUACACUUGUACCUUAUACGGCUGCUUCAACCUUGGCGUGGACUGCUGUAUGCUUUUUGUUUAGUGCAUUGGGAAUAACAGCUGGGGCCCACCGUCUUUGGAGUCACAGGUCCUACAAGGCCAAACUGCCUCUGCGGAUCUUCCUGGCUUUUGCCAAUUCCAUGGCUUUUCAGAAUGACAUCUACGAGUGGGCCCGGGACCACAGGGUUCAUCACAAAUUCUCAGAGACUGAUGCCGACCCCCAUAAUGCUCUCCGUGGGUUUUUCUUCAGUCAUAUUGGCUGGCUUCUAGUGCGCAAGCACCCGGAUGUGAUUGAGAAGGGGAAGACGCUGGAACUUGCAGACCUGAAGGCUGAUAAAGUUGUAAUGUUUCAAAGAAAAUACUACAAGCCCUCUGUUCUGAUCAUGUGCUUCAUGGUCCCCAUGAUGGUGCCCUGGUUCCUGUGGGGAGAGUCUCUGUGGGUUGGUUACUUUAUUCCUGGGCUCCUGAGGUAUGCUCUGGUUCUCAACGCAACUUGGCUGGUGAAUAGCGCCGCCCACAUGUGGGGGAACAGACCGUAUGACGCUACCAUCAACCCAAGAGAGAACAGAUUCGUCGCAUUCAGUGCCAUUGGGGAAGGAUUCCACAACUACCACCACACAUUCCCUUUUGAUUAUGCCACAAGUGAGUUUGGCUGUAAACUGAACCUAACCACUUGCUUCAUUGACCUCAUGUGCUUCGUGGGCCUGGCCAAGGACUGCAAGAAAGUGCCACGCGAAGUCAUCCAGGCUCGUGUACAGCGCACAGGGAUCCAGAGGAGUGGCUGAGGAACCUGAAGACUGCGGGAAACAAACCGGUUACAGUGUUGCUUUUUGGGAGGGUUGCUCUGUUGUGAAAUCGCCAAAAUGUUCACCCCUAGUAAUGAGAAAUCAUUAACGCCUGUUCUGUAAAAUUAAUACCAAGCUUUAAAUUUUUUUUUUUUUUUUUGGUAAUGCAGCAACAGAACCCAUCUGGUUGGGGGAGAGAACACAUUGUCCUCAUGCCUGUAUGAGCAGACUCUGAAGGCAGAGAUUCCCAGUCCAUAAUUGAGAUCAGAUUUGGAAGGAGAUCUCUCUCCUAAAGAGCUAAGGCAAAUUUUAAAUGCAGAACUGGUGAAUGGCUUUUCAGUGAGGGAUGGGCAACAAACAUGUUUGUCAAGCUACAGCUUAGGAAGUCAGACCAAUUUUUAGUCUAGAAUCUGGAAGCUCAUUGGAGAUUCACAAUGAAAUACUGUAAACCUGCAAUAAAAAAAUAAAUGCAUACAGAAAACAUAUGGGUGGAAUCAGUAGCUGUAGCCUGACCUGAUUUUGACCCUUCAAGAUUGGUCACAGCAAAUUGAAAACAAUACCAAUAAACCAGGUUAGUUAUAGUAAUUGUAUUUAAAAAAAAAAAAAAAAAAAAAAAAAAGCUACUGUACUCUUGCACUUCCUAUUAAAAACGUAGUAUUGCACUUAAACUGACAGGCCUAGCCAAAGUUUUAAAAAAAAAACUUGUGCAUGCUAAUGAAUAGGC